Molecule: messenger RNA, 924 nt
Organism: Aspergillus fijiensis CBS 313.89
Lineage: Eukaryota; Fungi; Ascomycota; Eurotiomycetes; Eurotiales; Aspergillaceae
Exons: 2
Coding region: 166-924 (252 amino acids)
Source: RefSeq, a predicted model, not a curated record
GACUAUCUUUGGCACAUAUAGACAUUAUGGUUGGAUGCAAUCAAGUCCAUUGUGGUAGAAAGGCUACAAAAUGCGACGCUUUCUAUCGCCACAUCUCAAGUCAACUUCCUCACAACAACUUCCUCCGGCAGUGCCAGCUAUAAUCAAAAAUUCGCAGUAGACAGUAUGACUGACCUGCUCCCACCGCCCAAGAGACUUAAAGCUUCCGAAGAACUCUCUCCCGCUCAGCAAGACAAGGUGCACCAAAUGCUCCCCGCCAUCGAAAAACUCCGCGGCUAUAGCAACUUUGGCCAAUGGCUCGACGACGUCCAUAGAGCACUGGAGACAUGGCAGCUGGAGGACUAUAUCGAUCCCAGCGCUCCGAGACCUGCACCCGAUGACGACGACUACAUCUACUGGGUACAACAGGCAAACGUGAUCUUCUCUUGGCUGCACCUUCACACCUCGCCUACCAUUUGCGAAGACCCCAUUUUCGUUAGCCGCCAGCCACGACUUCCCGAAGACUUCAUCAACACUGUCAGGGACGUUGUGAGCCGUGUUAGCCUGGAGACAGCCACUAAUCUCUGGUGGUCAACUAUCCGCAUGGACCCUUUCGAUUAUAGAUCCCCCGACGGGUUCUUCGCCGCAUUCAGAGAUUUGGCGGAGCAGGCUAUUUUGGUCGGAGUCAUCACGCCUUAUCAAGCGUUCUUCGUCUUGCACCAGCACCUCCCGAAUCUGGAGAAUGUUUUCACACUGCCUUAUGCCAAGUAUAGUGACACCCUUCAUUGCUUCGGCAUGGCUGGCGAAUGCCCUAAAACCAUGACCGAGGAGACAUUCAAUCUGUUCUGUGAGCACAUUGAAGAGCUUCCUCAAAGCGCUUAUUGGACCUGGAAGCGCGUGGUUAUGACACUUUUUCAGAACCAGGGAUUCGUCCAAAUCGCUUAG